AAAAAAAAAGAGUUUUUUUGGAAUUUUAUUACUGACAGAGAAUAAUCUCACAGUGCAUAAAGAGAUCAACAGGAAAACGGACAACAGACGCAGAGAUCCCAUAAAAAGGAAUACAAAUAUCCACUGCAAAUACAAAAACUUGCUCAACUUCACUCAUAAUUAAGGAAUGCAAAAUAAAAACACACCAGGAUGCUAUUCUCACCUGUCAGACUGGUGGAAACCCGAAGGAUGAACAAAGAACGCACCUCUGCUGACCGUGCACGGGAAGAGGCCAGUGUCUCUCAGUGGCGGGGGGACAAGACUGUCCAGUGACCGGAUGCAGCGACUGGGCAUACUCGUCUGAAGUGCAAAUACACGCAAGCUUUGGCUGUGCACCUGGUUCCUGGGAGGUGGCCUUCCCGGUGCACCUGCAUGUGUAAGCAGUGACACUACGGACGACAGCAGCACUGUGUACAAAUGUAAAACAGCAUCGACAACGACGUUCGCGAAAGGAGGCCAUUUAAAUAAACCAGGUCACAGCUGGGUCACGGGACACUACGCACCGCAAAGUCCUUUAGGAAAGACCCAGCUGUCAGGGCCCAGGCUGCGGAGGGCGCGUCCUCCAGCGUGGCGGGGGCGCUGCAGGUGGCUGCAGGAGGCGGCGAAAUUUCCAGAAGGAGCUGGGCCGGCAGGGGGCGCGGCGGCCGCGGACAAGCGCUCACACGUGGGAUGGACGCUCGGGCCGGCGCCGCUGACCCCGGUCCUCCCCUGCAGAGCCGGCCGCUGCGGAGGAUGCUCCUGCUCGCCCUGCUUCUGGCCCUGGGCCUGCCCCGCGUGGGGACCAACGCCACCAGGCCGGAGCCGCAAUUCAGGCCAAUAAUAAAUUGUCACAUUUGCGAGCAAGAGAACAGUUUCGACUGCAAGAACUCGCAGGUCUGUGGAGCAGAUGACCAGUACUGCAAUAUAGUUGUCAUAAGCAUAUUUCCACGUUUCUUCUUGGUUGCAAAGUCAUGCUCCCAAUACUGUCCAGUGAUUGAGAUGCCCCGCCCGAAAGCCAAGCCAUUUAUUCUCUUGAAGCCUCUGCCCUUCUUAUACGUGAAGUGUUGUACAGAAAACUUGUGCAAUGAAGCUGGGCCUAAAGUCAACGAGACGGCAUUCAGGGAACAUGCUGGGAGAGCAAGCGAGAUGAGGUGCGGCAAUGUGGGGUUGGUGAUGCUCCUGGCUCUGGCAUCCAUGUCCGGCCUCUGCCUGCUGUGAGCCAGGAAGUGCAUGGACUCACUGCACGCUUUUGGAACCUGUCACAUUAAACAUGUUUUCCGUUGAUUA
Molecule: messenger RNA, 1305 nt
Organism: Galeopterus variegatus (Sunda flying lemur)
Lineage: Eukaryota; Metazoa; Chordata; Mammalia; Dermoptera; Cynocephalidae
Gene: LY6K
Product: lymphocyte antigen 6 complex, locus K
Exons: 3
Coding region: 709-1236 (175 amino acids)
Biological process (GO): binding of sperm to zona pellucida
Cellular component (GO): acrosomal vesicle
Source: RefSeq, a predicted model, not a curated record